Molecule: messenger RNA, 1704 nt
Organism: Closterium sp. Yama58-4
Lineage: Eukaryota; Viridiplantae; Streptophyta; Zygnematophyceae; Desmidiales; Closteriaceae
Source: the annotation of a GenBank genome assembly
AUGGUUAUUGGGCGACUACUAUUUCCGCAUUGCUGUUGCUGUUCCUAUCAAAUCCCACCACAUUCCUCCACCUUCGAUUUCUCGUCGUUCUCACGCACCUCCUAUCCUUGGAUUUCUCUUCGCUCGUUCUCCCCUACUCGUGUCGCAUUACACCCGCGCCUCGCACCAUCGCCGCGCCGAAGCCGCCUCGUCGGCGCAACGCGCAACCGCACGCAUCGCCUCAGCCCGCCGCACACUGGCAGUGAAGUCACCCCUGCUAGCACGUCCUACGAGCCUUCACGGGUGGCAGCGGUGAGGGCGCUGCGAGCGGUGAGGGGCGAGCUGGCAGCGCUGCAGCUUGAAGUGGCAGCCGUGCGGGAGGAGGCAGCAGCGAAGCAGAGUUUAACGGAGGAGGUGGAAACGCUGCGGCGGGAAGUGGCGGCGAUGCGGGAGGAGGCGGCCGAGCAGCAGAGACUGGCAGACGAGGUGGCAUCGUUGCAGCUAGAAGUGGCGUCAAUGCGGGAGGUGGCGUCGCAGAAGCAGAGCCUGGCGGACGAGGUGGAGGCGCUGCAGUGGGAAGUGGCGUCCUUGCGGGCGGAUGCAGCAGCAGCGAAGCAGAGCCUGGCGGGCGAGAUGGCAGUGCUGCGGCAGCAAGUGUAUAGGGCGUGGGAGGUGGCGUUCAUGCGGAAAAAGGACGUGCAGCGGGUGAGGGGCGAGGUGGAGGAGAUGAAGAGGGAGCUGGCGGCGGUGAAGGGGGUGAUUGGCAGCGACGAGGACGACAGCCGCGACAUGUGGCACAAGAUCCUGGCAGCAUCGCAGGAGGCGGAGCUAGAGCUGUGUGGGGAGGCAUCGCUGACAGACGCAGUGCUGGCACACGUGGCCGGCAUGACCCGCCUCUCCACCCUCGACCUCUCCAACUCCUCCGGCUUCACCACACAUGGCCUGCAGCACCUCUACGCUAUGCCCAGCCUCACCAGCCUCAUUCUCUACGGCACACCAGUGGGUGGCGGGGGUGACGAGGCAGUAUCUCUCGAUGGCAUCGGUGCAGCGAGCAGUCUCGACUCGCUCGUGUUGGACAACACGAGUGUGCGCGACGGCGAUUUGGAGCCGCUCACUGCGCUCACCUCACUCUCAGACCUCUCCCUGGAUUGCUGUUACAACCUCACCCCGGCUCUCAUGCUGCACGUGGCCCGGUUGACAGGGCUGGAAGAACUAUCCCUGGGCGGAUGUGACAUGGGGGACGAAGUGCUGCCGCUGCUGACCUGCCUGCGCCACCUCUGCUCUUUCACCGCGCCGCGUGGGGUCACUGAUGCCGGCCUGCAGCACUUGCUCGCGCUGCCGUCCCUGCAGAGGCUUUCGCUGUGUGACUGCCUUGGUGUCACCUCUGCUGGCAUGCUGCAUGUGGGCCGCCUCACCAGCCUGCGGGCCCUCUCUCUUCCUAGCACCCGCGUGACAAACGAAGGCCUGCAGCACCUCACCGCGCUCACUGACCUUGUGUCAUUGGUGUUGCCGCCUGGGGUGACAGACGCCGGCAUGGUGCAUGUGGGGCGGCUCACGGGGCUGCAGGUGCUGAGUGUGUAUCACACGACAGUGGGGGAGUACGGGCUGCAGCACCUCACGGCACUAACGCAGCUGGAGUCGCUUGACCUGGCUGAUGACACCACCAUUGACCGCCACGAGCUGCUCACGCGCUUGGGCUGGCAGGACAACAAGAGAGGAGGCUAG